Aspergillus luchuensis is the source of this 753-nucleotide messenger RNA. RefSeq names its product 60S ribosomal uL22 domain-containing protein (gene rpl17). The record is from RefSeq and is a predicted model, not a curated record. NCBI's taxonomy places the organism in Eukaryota, Fungi, Ascomycota, Eurotiomycetes, Eurotiales, Aspergillaceae. Gene Ontology annotation, cellular component: cytosolic large ribosomal subunit; ribosome. Gene Ontology annotation, biological process: cytoplasmic translation. Gene Ontology annotation, molecular function: structural constituent of ribosome. The transcript is spliced from 5 exons. Bases 1 to 753 code for a protein of 250 amino acids.
AUGGAUAUCGAAGCAGACAAUGAAGUUCCUACGGACCGAAAGCUAAAGGGUAAUACUGCCGGGCGGCGGGCGCCAAGAGCGAAAAAGCGCACCACAACGAGCGAGCCUCGCGAUCUCAAGUUCCAGCGGCCGACGACAGGAAAACGACAAAACUUCUCACCCGACAUCGAGGACCACCCGCUCGGCAACCACAUCAAGAUGGUCCGUUACGCUGCUCAGGACAUUCCGGCCGCUAAGAGCGCCCGCGCUCGGGGCUCUUACCUCCGUGUCAGCUUCAAGAACACCCGUGAGACUGCUCAGGCUAUCAACGGCAUGAAGCUGCAGCGUGCCCUUACCUUCCUCAACAACGUCACCGAGAAGGCUGAGGCCGUCCCCAUGCGUCGGUACGCUGGCAGCACCGGUCGCUGCGCUCAGGGCAAGCAGUGGGGUGUCAGCAAGGCUCGCUGGCCCGUCAAGUCCGCCGAGUUCCUUCUCGACCUCCUCAAGAACGCUGAGGCCAACGCCGACACCAAGGGUCUCGACACCGGCAACCUUGUUGUCAAGCACAUCCAGGUCAACCAGGCUCCCAAGGGUCGCCGCCGUACCUACCGUGCUCACGGUCGUAUCAACCCCUACAUGACCAACCCCUGCCACAUCGAGCUCAUCCUCACCGAGGCUGAGGAGACCGUCGCCAAGGCCGCCGAGAACAAGGAGGUCCGCCUCAGCUCCCGCCAGCGUGGUGCUCAGCUCCGCCGUGCUCUCAUUGAGGCAUAA